CAACAAGUUUGCGCGCUCACAGCAGGUGCACGUCACCGCGCGCAACCGCCUCCUGAGGCUAUUUGCCAGGGUACUACGGUCCUUGGCAUGUUUUGCUCCCAGCGCACGCUGACUUCGCACAGUUUGGGCCCAUCGUCCUCCUCGAUCCCUGCUGGGAGUACGAUAUUCUGCUCAGCACGACGAACGGUCCAAAGGCGAUGAACACCGCCCUCGCAUAUUGCGCGCCGAGGAAGCUGUCAUUGCGCUGACAGCCGCAGCUUGGCGCCGUCCCGAGUAUACAGAUAUCGUCCGCGGACAGCUGUGGGAGCUUAGAGUACACGCCGCAGUCGCUUUUACGUAACAUGUUAUGAAAACAUGUGUCCAUGUUUUGCGCACCGUCUUGUGUUGCGCGACCACCAUGCCCAACGCGAGCCUGCUUCCUCUCUUCACCGUACAACAUGAACGAGCAGCGCAGGCGGAUAAAGUCCGCGCGAAGCCUCCGCUGGCCCCGCCUGUCCAACGUGCCUUGCAUUCCUGUCGAUCCGACAUGCCCGCGACAUGGCAGCCCAACCACACUCGGAAAUUCCAGAGGGCACACGCGAGUCCUGCUGCCCUCGCAGGCUUCUCUCCUAGCUCGCACGUCUACUGAACCAUCCCACAUCUCAUAUAGAGAAUGGCAGUACCGUAGCUGCCCCAUCGCCCAACUCCCU
Schizophyllum commune H4-8 is the source of this 689-nucleotide messenger RNA. RefSeq lists its product as uncharacterized. The transcript has 3 exons. The annotation marks the transcript as partial. Lineage: Eukaryota; Fungi; Basidiomycota; Agaricomycetes; Agaricales; Schizophyllaceae. The record is from RefSeq and is a predicted model, not a curated record.